Molecule: messenger RNA, 2076 nt
Organism: Eupeodes corollae
Lineage: Eukaryota; Metazoa; Arthropoda; Insecta; Diptera; Syrphidae
Product: UPF0764 protein C16orf89 homolog
Exons: 7
Coding region: 1179-1907 (242 amino acids)
Cellular component (GO): membrane; cytosol
Source: RefSeq, a predicted model, not a curated record
CCAAGUUCUAUUCAUUCUCUUGAAAUACAAACACUAUAGGUACGUUCCUACGAUAUGAAUGCAUUAAACAAACUUUUUCUCAAAAACCUUAAGCACCAUAUUUUCCGCGUUCAAAGUUGUAUUAUGUCACUCAAACGUUGAAUAAAAGUCCUCAAAAUAUCAUUUCUAUUUCUGGCACAAGAAGGUUGGUUAGGGCCAGCAGCAGAAGUAUAGGAACUGCAGCAACAGCACCAUCACCAUCACCAACACACAAAAUCAAAAUCAAAAAACCACCAAGCGUUUGCUUUUAGCGAAAAUGCAUACUGCAUUUUCUAUGAAAGGAUCUCUUAGCAGGCUAACAAAAGCACUCAACCAAUGCAAGUGCAAAUAGUAAAUCUCGUGAAUGUGCAUAGUGAAUGAUGGUGUCAGGAAGGCUAUGUAUACGAACGCCCAACAGGAAAAGGAUGCAUUUUUCGAUAUGGACUCUUACACGAAAAAAUGUGUGACACAAAGAGCCCAUGGUUCGUUCCACUCACUACUGCUGCAGAUACAAAUCUGAAGCUAUUUAAAAAUUCAAUCUAUAGCCUUGCCACAACAUUGAAUUGAAUUGAAUAAUACGAAUAGGUAUAUAAGAUGAUAGAGGAUGGUAUGUACAAUUUACAUACCUACAUAUAUCCCGGAACUGGGCUUCACUUAAGAAGGACACCUAUACUCCUACGUGCGAACACAAUUUCAUGAAUAGCUAAGUUGUCGAAUAGUCCAAGGAAACAUCAUCAUUUGUGGAGCACGCAGCGGAAUCAUUAAAUUUAUUAGGAAGAGCAAAUUUAUUUCAAUUAUCCCUGCUCUAAGGGAUAAGGCGUGCGCGUUGGAACGUUAAGUUUAUUUGUCUUUCAACUUUCAUUCACUGUUUGUCUAUCGAAGUCGAAGGGUAUACCAUACCUACUAUCUACUAAUAGUUUACAGUUUGAAAUGCUCUGUCGCUUCCUCAUUGUUUGGUUCGGGUGGAUUUGUGUGUGCCUGUUAAUAAUGUCUCCCGAGACCAAGUGCAUUGAUAUCGCGAAAAGUUUGACAAAACUCUUGGAUAACUUCAAGGAUGCAAGUUAUCUACCAAGGGAUGUGCACUUCGGCUUGAAUUUAGCCUUCAAAUUACUAUCGGAAACUGUUAAGGAAGCGCUUUGGCAGCAAAACCCUCUGGCGACAUGGAUCGAAAUGAGUUUUAUUGGAAAACUUUAGAGUAUUUGAAAGUUCUGAAGAGCAGCAGCCACACUCGAAAUAUUUCAGUGAACGAUGAAAUAAUCUUGCAAAGUAUUUCGGAAAAUUCUGAAGUGUGGCAACGUACUAUUAAACACCGACAUUUGGAUGAGGGGAACUUUAAGGACACGUUCUCGGUCUAUGAAUGGAUUGUAGACAAGGGACAUCCGACAGCUUUAGAUUCAGAUAGGUGUAUAGGCCAGUUGGGUUCAACUAAAACAUGUGUAAUUAGUUCGAAGUGUGUGUCAAUGAUGAUUUCCCAAGAACAAGCAUAUGGCUACCAUAAAACCCAUCAGUUGUUAUUUCUUCUUUUUAUGUUGUUAAAGGGUUGCUCAAACUACUUACCACACAACAAGUCAAUUGACGUUAUAAUUGCAGAAAAGUGUUCUGACAUUUAUCAUGAACAAAUGAUUUUGUUAUCAUCUGGUGUACCCAAUGACUACAAGGAUUUAUUCAUAGAACAAAGUUUGUUUUGUGGAAUCGUGGGAUAUUCGGAGUUUUUGGCAAUAGCUCAAUUGAAAUCAAUACCUUUGUGGCAAUCAACUAAUGGAUGCUUUAAAACUGGCUCUGAAAGCUUCGAAAACAAAAAUCCAGCAUGCAUGAACCAUAUAAAUAGUUUAGGACUUGCUCUAUACUCAAAUAUCAUUUCAAAGUUCAGUGAUGAUCAGCUGACAUAAUUAUGUAACAUAUUUGGAUGAAAACAAUGCAAACAGAAUCCUUAACCUUAGAACCCUACAAAUGGUUCUGUGUCGGCCUUUUUAACAAGGAAAAACACUCAUCUGUGGAAACCAUUAAAUUAAUGUGUGUGCCAAAUGUGUUAAAAACACGUUUCAAUAAAAAUUGUGU